CAAAAGAGUCUCGCCGGCGUCCCCGCCCGCACACUCGCGCACACUCGCGCUCGGGCGCACACGGGAUCAGGCACCGGCUCCCGGAGCGAGCCAGCGAACGGCGAGCCGGGGACCCACAGGGCUGAGCCAGCCGAGCAGCCAGCGAGCGGAGCCCGCGACGACCCACGCCCCCGAGCCACGCAGCCGCCCCCCGCCGGCCGGUGUCCCCGCUGCCCUCCUUGACCCAUGGCGCUGAAGCGGAUUCAGAAAGAAUUAAGUGAUCUACAACGUGAUCCACCGGCUCACUGUUCAGCUGGACCUGUGGGAGAUGACUUGUUCCACUGGCAAGCAACUAUUAUGGGGCCUCCUGAUAGCGCAUAUCAAGGUGGCGUCUUCUUUCUCACUGUACAUUUUCCGACAGACUAUCCUUUUAAACCACCAAAGAUUGCUUUCACAACAAAAAUUUACCAUCCAAAUAUAAACAGUAAUGGAAGUAUUUGUCUUGAUAUCCUGAGGUCACAAUGGUCACCAGCUUUGACUGUAUCAAAAGUUUUAUUGUCCAUAUGUUCUCUACUUUGUGAUCCUAAUCCUGAUGACCCCUUAGUUCCAGAUAUUGCACAAAUCUAUAAAUCAGACAAAGAAAAAUACAACAGACAUGCAAGAGAAUGGACUCAGAAAUAUGCAAUGUAAAAUCAAAAAAACUUUCAUAUAUACCAGAGUACUGUAAAAUCUAGGUUUUUUUCAACAUUAGCAGUAAAUUGAGCACUGUUUACUGUUUCAUUGUACCAUGAAACCCUUUGAUUUUAACCCAUUUUAAAUGUGUUUCUGAAGCAAGACAAAACAAACUUCCAAAAAUACCCUUAAGACUGUGAUGAGAGCAUUUAUCAUUUUGUAUGCAUUGAGAAAGACAUUUAUUAUGGUUUUUAAGAUACUUGGACAUCUGCAUCUUCAGCUUACAAGAUCUACAAUGCAGCUAAAAAGCAACCAAAUUAUUUUUUGCUGAAACUAGAUGUUUUUACAUGAGAAAUACUGUAUGUGUUGUCUAAGAUGUCGUCACUUUUAUAAAUCUGUAUUCAGAUUUCAUUCUUUGUUAGCUCACUUUAUAAUUUGUAUUUUUUUACUGUAUAGACUAAAUAUAUUCUAUUUACAUGUAUGUCAACUCAUUACUUUUUUCCUGUGAACAGUAUUGAAAAAACCCAACAGCUGAUAAUUAAAUGAAUUAACUGUGUCUCCCUUGUCUUAGGAUAUUCUUUAGAUUGAUUGCAGAUUUCUUAAACCUGAAAUGAUCUUUACACUGUAAUUCUCAGUAUACUGAUUAUGGAGAAACACUUGUUUUGAUUUUGUUAUACUUGACUUAACUUUAUUGCAAUGUGAAUUACUUGCACUGCUAAGUAGGAAGGUGUGUAACUUUUAUUUGUUGCUAUUCACAUUUGAAUUUUUUUUUCUGUAUAGGCAAUAUUAUAUUGACACCUUUUACAGAUCUUACUGUAGCUUUUUCCAUAUAAAUAAAAUGCUUUUUCUACUAUUUGUCUUGAUUACUUAAAACAUUACUUUAUCUAUAGGUAAGAAUUAAACCUGUAUAUAAAAUUUUACAUGAAAAUUAUUUCCAAAUUAUGAAAAUGAGAUGUAUUAUAUUUGGCAUUAAGCACCACUAGUUAUGUAUACAUUUUUAUCAUAUUAGAUUAGCAUCUCUUUACUCAAUUGUCUGUAAGAUUAUUGAUUAUUUACCUUGGCCACUAGUUGUAGAUGAGAAUUCAGAAGUUGGGGUUUGUCUUGGAUCACAUCUUAGAUGGAUUAUUUCUGGAAGUACCAAAAUGAAUGUAAGGUAGUGUCACCUUCCCUGAAGAAAAGUUUUUAUAGACCUAAGAAAUCAUGAGAUUCAUUCAUUAAAAUUAUCCUGUAGAUGUAACUGACAUUAUAUUUCUUAACAUUUUGAAAAUCUAGAGUUUCUAAAGUAGGAUUUUAGUGUUGUCACAAUUUGAAAAACAUCCCUUUUUUUUUCACUAUAAAAUUUACCCCCAAAAAGAAUUCUAAAAUGAUGCUUCUCUCUGUUUUUAUAAGUUGUCUGGUAAAAGUAAUCUAAAUAAGCAGAUUAUCUUUCUAGAUUUUUAAAGAAAAUGAGAAAGUUCAAAUGUAUUACUUGCAAAACCCCUCUCUUUAAUGUUUAGCAAGCAUACCACCUGAGUGCAUCAUAUUAAAGAGCAUUCCUAGCUCUUCUGGUUGUUGCAACAGGUGUGUGAGUGUGCAGGCACCCCUGGUGGGGUAAUCAUUAGCAAACCUUUUAAGCCACUUGAUUAUUUUGUCAUGGUUCAUUAUUAUUAAAGUACAAAAUAACUUGUUGUUAGAAAAUAUAUGUCUUUAUGAGAUAAUUAAAUGAAUUGUGAACUGGAUAUUUAAGAAAAUAUAGUAAAGUAGCUAUAUUAAUUGAUGUCUUAAAACAGCAAUAUCAUGAAAAACACUACAGUAGCUAUCUUUGCCAUGAAUUUGAAGAUUCAACAUCAUUAAGAUUUUAAGUAUUAAUCAUAUGUUGACAGUAGAGGAUUUUGUUUAAGUAUCUUUUACUUUUUUUUUUAAGCUUUUAUUUGUGUGUCAUAUAUUUUUGGAAGUGUCUUUUUUUUCUUUAUUAAAAGUUUUGAAUCUUA
Messenger RNA from Ictidomys tridecemlineatus (thirteen-lined ground squirrel), 2621 nucleotides. It is a transcript of the gene Ube2d1, whose product is annotated as ubiquitin conjugating enzyme E2 D1. The record is from RefSeq and is a predicted model, not a curated record. Lineage: Eukaryota; Metazoa; Chordata; Mammalia; Rodentia; Sciuridae.